This is a messenger RNA of Paramormyrops kingsleyae, 954 nucleotides long. It is a transcript of the gene or95a1, whose product is annotated as odorant receptor, family 95, subfamily A, member 1. Lineage: Eukaryota; Metazoa; Chordata; Actinopteri; Osteoglossiformes; Mormyridae. Gene Ontology annotation, molecular function: olfactory receptor activity; G protein-coupled receptor activity; odorant binding. The record is from RefSeq and is a predicted model, not a curated record. Gene Ontology annotation, cellular component: membrane. Gene Ontology annotation, biological process: detection of chemical stimulus involved in sensory perception of smell; G protein-coupled receptor signaling pathway.
AUGCAGAAUGAAACAGGCAUUCUGGGCAAUAUGACUAUGAACAGGAGCGUGUCAGUGACACUGAAGAUAUGCUCUGUAAUUCCUUUCUUAAGCAUAUUCUUCUAUUACAUCAUCGUGAUGCUACACACCUUUGCAUCAAACCGGCACUUCUGGGACAGCUCACGCUACAUCCUCUUUGUCUACAUGCUGAUCAAUGACACACUACAGCUUUCCCUCUCCAUGAUACUCUUCUUCUUUGUGUAUGCUGGCUUGCAAAUCUCCUUUGGCUCAUGCAUCCCCCUCCUCUUCCUCUCCACUACUACCUUCCAGAACACCCCGCUCAUCCUGGCUGCCAUGUCCCUGGAGCGCUACGUGGCCAUCUUUUACCCCCUACAACAGCCCGCAGCGUGGCAGGCAGACCGCAUCUGGGUCAUCAUGCUGGCCCUGUGGCUGACCAGCUGCAUCCUCCCUACCAUUGACUUAUCCCUGAGCCGGCUACAGCCUGACUUGGGCAACUUCUCCAGGAUGGUGAUCUGCAGAGCACUCAUUCUUAACUCGUCUCCAGUUCAGAUGUUACUCAAAAUGGUGCUUAACAGGAUGUUAUUUGCGCUAGUGGCCAUCAUCAUUCUGUUCACCUACAUCAGGAUCCUCUUUGAGACACGGCGGAUGCGGCAGGACUGGGCGUCUGUCAGAAAGGCGAUGCACACAGUGCUGCUGCACGGACUCCAGCUGCUGCUCUGCAUGGUGUCCUUCACCCAGCCCUUGGCUGAGAACUUCAUCGUAGUGUAUGUCAGCUGGCUGCGCGAGCACAUCCCCUUCUUCAACUUCUUCUGCUUCAUUCUUUUGCCGCGCUUCCUGAGCCCCCUUAUUUACGGCCUGCGUGACAACAUCCUGAGACGGCACAUUAAGGGCGCUGUCUUCUGCUGCUCUGCUAGUGUUCACCCCAUGACAACAAGAAAACACUUUUUGAAAUGA